UUCGCCCGUCCCUCACCUUUUGUUACGUCGUUGGUUGGUGUUUUUGUUCUCUACGAAAUUAUUUCCCUCACCGUUCAAGAAAUACAAUUUUUGCUAAGUGUUAGUCGCAGUUGAGUGAAUUAUGUUUAGGUUAUCAUUAGUACAGUAAAUUGUGUGUUUGUUGGUAUUUUGUCGUCGUCCACCGCCCCAAAAUGCCCCCAUGCGCCCCUUUCUCGUAGUUAAUGUUUGUGGUGACCUGCUGUCAACGAGGGCACUCAAUUUCGGCACGUUGUCAAAAUCAGACAGUGACACAACAGCACAACACUUCCAGGAGUCAAAAAAUGGAGAUCGACGAAGACAGCUUGUGCGAAGACUCGGGUAACGAGACCAGCGGCGACGACGUCGAUUUCAACGUGGAGGUGGAGAGCACCGCCAAGGACCCGCAGCCCUACGACGACGAGUACCAGUACGAGGUGCUCUCCACCAGCGACAUCGUCCAGUACAUGUCGGACAUCAUCGACGAGGUGAACAACGUGGUGCAGCUGCCGCCGACGACGACGCGCAUCCUCCUCAACUACUUCAACUGGGACAAGGAGAAGCUGAUGGAGCGCUUCUUCGACGGGGACCAAGACGAGCUGUUCAAGGAGGCCAACGUGAUAAACCCCUUCAAGAGCUUACCGCACGCCACGCGCCCCAAGUUCUCGCUGAAGAUCAAAGGGACGGAGGAGUGCGACAUUUGCUUCAUGGUGUGCGCCCCCGCGCACAUGACGGGCUUGGAGUGCGGGCACCGGUUUUGCUACCAGUGUUGGAACGAGUACCUCACCACGAAAGUUGUAGAGGAGGGCGUGGGGCAAACCAUUGCUUGUCCCGCCCUCAAUUGCCCCAUUCUGGUCGACGAUGAGACUGUUAUGAGACUAGUCAAGGAUUCCAGGGUUAAAAUUAAAUACCAACAUUUGAUUACUAAUAGUUUCAUCGAAUGCAACAGGCUGCUACGGUGGUGUCCCAGUCCCGACUGCAAUUACGCCGUCAAGGUGUCUUACGUGGAUGCGAAACCAGUGACGUGUAUCUGCACCCACGUGUUCUGUUUUUCAUGCGGUGAGAACUGGCACGACCCUGUCAAGUGCAGUUUGCUGAAGAAAUGGAUCAAAAAGUGCGACGAUGAUUCCGAAACGUCUAACUGGAUCUCAGCAAAUACGAAAGAGUGCCCCAAAUGCGGGGCUACUAUCGAGAAAGACGGCGGUUGUAACCACAUGGUGUGCAAAAACCAGAACUGCAAGGCCGAUUUCUGUUGGGUUUGUUUGGGUUCGUGGGAGCCUCACGGCAGUUCGUGGUACAAUUGUAAUAAGUAUGAUGAAGAUGAGGCGAAGGCGGCGCGCGAUGCCCAGGAAAGGUCACGUGCGGCCCUGCAGCGCUAUCUGUUUUACUGUAACCGAUACAUGAACCAUAUGCAGUCGUUGAAGUUCGAGCACAAGCUUUAUUCGUCGGUUAAGGAUAAGAUGGAGGAGAUGCAGCAGCACAAUAUGAGCUGGAUUGAGGUGCAAUUCUUGAAGAAGGCGGUGGAUAUUUUGUGUAAAUGCAGGCAGACGUUGAUGUAUACGUAUGUCUUUGCGUAUUAUUUGAAAAAGAAUAAUCAGUCUGUGAUAUUUGAAGACAACCAAAAAGAUUUAGAACGUGCCACGGAGCUGCUGAGUGAGUAUCUCGAGAGGGAUAUAACUCAGGAGAAUCUUGUUGAUAUUAAACAAAAAGUACAGGAUAAGUAUAGGUAUUGUGACGGGAGGAGGAAAGCUCUGUUGGAUCACGUGCAUGAAGGGUAUGAAAAAGAUUGGUGGGUCUGCAAGGAGGCGUAGGAUAACGUUGGGAAUUAUUGGGAUUUUUAAACAAUAAAGUUUUAUUUCUUAAAA
Molecule: messenger RNA, 1880 nt
Organism: Tribolium castaneum (red flour beetle)
Lineage: Eukaryota; Metazoa; Arthropoda; Insecta; Coleoptera; Tenebrionidae
Product: E3 ubiquitin-protein ligase ariadne-1
Exons: 3
Coding region: 222-1826 (534 amino acids)
Biological process (GO): protein polyubiquitination; positive regulation of proteasomal ubiquitin-dependent protein catabolic process; ubiquitin-dependent protein catabolic process
Cellular component (GO): nucleus; ubiquitin ligase complex; cytoplasm
Molecular function (GO): ubiquitin protein ligase activity; zinc ion binding; ubiquitin conjugating enzyme binding
Source: RefSeq, a predicted model, not a curated record